AUGUCUGCAUUCCCACAACACACCGGAUCCACGACUCCCGCCCCAGUCUACAGCGAAGCUCCCGAACCCAUCUACCCUACCCCAAUCAACCAAGAGUCCCACCAAACUCCAGACCAAAUCUCACCUCAACCAACCGCCCAAUCUCCCCAAGCCAUGCAUAACCAGCCCCCAUUCGUCAACCAGGAGAAGCAGUACCCAUUCCAACCCGACUCCGUCGGCGAAGUCCCAAGCUACGAUGCGUCUGCGCCUCGCGACAAGGAAUACCCAAACCAGCCCCCGCAGAACCACCCGCAGCAGUUCUACACGCCAGCCGGUCACCCCAGUGGGUACAUGACAGCCGUGCCUCUGCACAGCGUGCAGUCAGCACCAUGUCCAGUGGACUGUCCGGUUUGCGGACAGCGCGAAAUGACGCGCGUUGAGGCGGUUUCUGGUGGUACUACACAUGGCUGGGCUGCGAUUCUUUGCUUCUGCUGCUGUCUCGGGUGUAUUCCGUACUUGAUGACUUCGCUGAAGGACGUGGAGCAUUCUUGUGGCAAGUGCAGUGCCAAGCUGGCUACUUGGCAUAACAGUGGACGUGUGCAGGUUUUGCAGAACGGUCCGAGGAAAUAG
This is a messenger RNA of Penicillium salamii, 609 nucleotides long. Lineage: Eukaryota; Fungi; Ascomycota; Eurotiomycetes; Eurotiales; Aspergillaceae. The record is from the annotation of a GenBank genome assembly.